Messenger RNA from Pyrus x bretschneideri (Chinese white pear), 1971 nucleotides. Its product is annotated as glycoprotein 3-alpha-L-fucosyltransferase A-like. Gene Ontology annotation, cellular component: membrane. The coding region runs from base 203 to 1732 and encodes 509 amino acids. Gene Ontology annotation, molecular function: fucosyltransferase activity. The transcript is spliced from 7 exons. NCBI's taxonomy places the organism in Eukaryota, Viridiplantae, Streptophyta, Magnoliopsida, Rosales, Rosaceae. The record is from RefSeq and is a predicted model, not a curated record.
CAACUAAAGAAAAAUCAACCACUCGAUGAGACCAUCGUCAUGAUUAAACCCAUUUCGUGAUUCUUCCCAUCGAAGCCCGCACAAAACCCCCAUCAUGUUCCUCCGUUGAAAACCUUGUAACAAGUCCCGACUUUUUUAUCACUUUCUCGGGAAAGUCAGAAUAUCCCCAGAAAAAACAGAGCGACCAAUUCUCGUUCGUUUGAUGGGCGUGAUUUCCACUCAGAGAGGCUCGAGACCAGCGGCGACCCACGAAGGUGGCUUACCGGUCUCUCUUGGGGCGGGUUCGGCGGCGGCCCCCAAGAGAAAAUGGUCCAAUCUGAUUCCUUUUUUUGUUGCCCUUGUUGUGAUAGCAGAGAUCGCGUUUCUGGGUAAGCUCGACAUCGGAAAUAACGCAGGUUUAGUAGACUCGUGGGCCGACUUGUUCGCCCGGACGCCGUUGACUCAUGAAGUGGCUGUGCCGGCGGCGGAGAGUGGUGAUUUGGAGUUGCUGAGUUGCGAGGAGUGGUUAGAGAGAGAGGAUGCUAUAGAGUACUCCAGGGAUUUUGACAAAGAACCGGUUUUGGUUUCUGGUGAUGAGAAGGAAUGGAAAUCUUGUUCUGUGGGAUGCCAGUUUGGAUACAAUCCUGCAAAAAAACCUGAUGCUGCUUUUGGUUUAGCUCACCAAUCUGGGACAGCCAGUGUUCUCCGAUCCAUGGAAUCAGCUCAAUACUAUGCUGAGAACAAUCUUGCUCAUGCACGACGGAGGGGAUAUGAUAUUGUUAUGACAACUAGUCUCUCAUCGGAUGUUCCUGUUGGAUAUUUUUCUUGGGCUGAGUACGACAUCAUGGCGCCCGUACAGCCAAAGACUGAGACUGCACUUGCAGCUGCAUUUAUUUCCAACUGUGGUGCCCGCAACUUCCGCUUGCAAGCUCUUGAAGCACUUGAAAGUGCUAACCUCAAGAUAGACUCUUAUGGCGGUUGCCAUAGAAAUCGUGAUGGAAGAGCAGUUGACAAAGUUGAAACUCUGAAGCGCUAUAAAUUCAGUUUGGCAUUUGAGAAUUCCAACGAGGAGGAUUAUGUUACCGAGAAAUACUUCCAAUCGCUUGUUGCUGGAUCUAUACCUGUGGUUGUUGGUGCUCCAAAUAUUGAAGAAUAUGCUCCUGCUCCUGGUUCAAUUUUACAUAUUAAGGAGCUAACCGAUAUUGAAUCAGUUGCCAAGAGAAUGAAAUUUCUUGCAGAUAAUCCUGAAGCAUAUAAUCAGUCAUUGAGGUGGAAGUAUGAGGGUCCAUCCAAUUCUUUCAAGGCCCUUGUGGACAUGGCAGCAGUACAUUCAUCAUGCCGUCUUUGCAUUCACCUGGCAACAAUGAUUCGCGAGAAAGAAGAAAUGAACCAAGGGGUCAAAAACAGACCCUGCAAGUGCACCAGAGGUGAAGGAGUCGUCUAUCAUUUAUAUGUAAGAGAAAGAGGGAGGUUCAAUAUGGAAUCUAUUUUCUUAAGGUCUGGCAAUUUGACUCUUGGAGCUUUUGAGUCUAUGGUGCUCGCGAAAUUAAAGUCCCAGAAACAUGUGCCCAUUUGGAAACCAGAAAGACCUGAAAGCAUAAGAGGAGGAGACGAAUUUAAAAUAUAUAGAAUAUAUCCUGUUGGCAUGACGCAGAGGCAAGCUUUAUAUACCUUCAGAUUUAAUGGGGAUGCUGAUUUUAGAAGACACGUUGGAAGCAACCCCUGUGCAAAGUUUGAAGUCAUAUUAGUUUAGAUUGAAAUAUGCAUUCUGUCAACAUUGAUCAUGGAUAUGCUGAUUUUAGCAGCUUACUUUUGAUAUAUUUGUCAAGAGAGAUCGAGGUGGUCUCGUUCGGGCAAUUUGUUAUGCCCUCUUUGUACACACUGAUUUUUGGAGGAGUGAACUGCAAUAUCUUUAGGGAAGAUGGUGCCGAGGACAUGUGGAUGAUUGAUUGUAUGCCCAUUGAUUCAGAUCUAGUCCUAUUUUAGUUGUAA